AACAAAGGAGACGGGUCACAUUCGUCAUCAGCAGGAUUUAUGUUAAAUUAGUGCGCUGCGAUUGGACCCUCUCCUCGUUUCUCGCGGCGGUCAUGUGACCCGACAGCAUCGCUCCUCUCCGCCUGCAAACAGCUGUGAGCGAGACAGUGUGCAGCAGGGCUCUUCAGAAACAUACAGUACACGAGCGGGACAAAAUGGGAGUGGAAAUCGACACCAUAACCCCCGGAGAUGGGAGGACUUUCCCCAAAAAAGGACAGACAUGUGUGGUGCAUUAUGUUGGCUCUCUAACAGAUGGACGGAAGUUCGACUCUUCCCGUGACCGUGACAAGCCAUUUAAGUUCAAGAUUGGUAAACAGGAAGUGAUCCGUGGCUGGGAGGAAGGUAUUUCGCAGAUGAGUGUGGGCCAACGUGCAACGCUGACCUGUUCACCUGAUUUUGCCUACGGUAAUAAAGGCCAUCCUGGGAUUAUUCCUCCAAAUGCGACCCUCAUCUUCGAUGUGGAGCUUCUCAGUUUGGAGUGAUUUAAUGCAUUAACAAUGCCUUGUGUUGAUUUUUGAUUAUAUUAUAAAUGUUUCAAGUGUCAAAAGAUUUAGUCUUAACAUUAGAAACUUUUCUUUAUGUCAGGCCAUAUUUUAGUCAUUCUUCUCAGAACCAGCUUUAUUCAGCAUCCCACCCCACAGUUUUGGGCAUGUUAUGUAAAGAUCUGUGCUUUAUUUUAUCAGAGUUCUCCAACAUUUUAUCUUUUGCUUUGGUCACAUUACAUCAGAAAUAAUUCUUUAGCUCCUUUAAUUUUAAUCCAACAUUCUUCCUGUCUAAUUGAUACGAUAUCACCAAAAACCUUGCAAUGUCCUUAAUCCUGAACUUGAACGCUUGAAGGAACCCUUUAGACUUCUCUUCUCUUGUGACUUUUUCUUACACUGUGAUUGUUGUUGGCUUGAGACCAAGUACAAACUUGUUAAAGAAUCGGCGACUUUAUCCCUGAAUAGUAAUCCAAAAAAAGAAAACAUAAAUAUAUCUUAAAGAUGUUAUGUUUGGAAUAUAAACAUUUGCAUAUUUAUUGCAUUGUUAUGCUUUAGAUUUAAUAAAUACAUGAAUUACAUGCAAUACUUUUUAAUGUAAUGUAUGUAAUUUUCAGUCAGUAUUGAAUUGUUAGGAUUGAACAGGCUCGCUGGUUUUAAUUAGUACAAAGAAGCAAAAUCUUGAACAAUCCUUGUGCCUCCUUGUGUGUUUGACACCUGCCAGAAUAUCACUGGUUUUGUAUAUUUACAAAGUGACCAUAUCAACUGAAAUAGUGCCAUCGUAUUACCUGAAAUCAAACUUUAUGGUGGGCUGAUUAAUACAAAUAAUGAAGUAUGAAGUGAUAACACUGCUAUUUCUGUCAGUUUGGUGAGCAACAAUUUUAUGUAUAGUUUUUGUUUAUUUUUUAUUAACAUGCAGCUAUUUGGAAAGGUUUUAAAUAUGUUUACUUUGUUCAGUGUUUGAGUAGGUGGCGCAUUUGGCACCGUAGCAAUGGUUGCAUGCCAUUCUUAGUGCUUAAGUAUUUUGUGAUCAUGUUUCACUGUUAAUUGUCGCAUCAAAUCUCAAAACCAACCAUUAACUUGCUAAUUAUUAUCUAUAAUUGAUGAGCACUUUCUGUUCUCAUAGAGAUGAAAGAAUUUGUUUCAUUGAUGGACAAAGAUGUCGGAAAAACAAAAUAAGGGGUUGUGGCUUCCUAGCACAUCGUGACCUACACUGCAUACAUUUUGAUGCUAAAUUAUUUGCAGCUAUUCAUGGAUGUUAAUGUAGGUUGCACUGCCUAGACAAUUGAUGUGAAUAUAUUGGAUGCAGAUACAGUGACAGUACUCUUUUGUAUUGACAUGGAAAUCAUUUUUAAUUUAAUAGAAAUCUGUAGACGCUUAAAUACUUGAGUGGAUGCUGGCGAUUUCUGUGAUUACAAGUCAAGCAUCAAAUAUAUGGCUUUAAUAUUUCUGUAAUGCACUGUAUAUUUAUGUAUUGUCUUAAAGACAAUAAAAUAAUUCAAAUGUG
Messenger RNA from Onychostoma macrolepis, 2025 nucleotides. RefSeq names its product FKBP prolyl isomerase 1Ab (gene fkbp1ab). Bases 195 to 521 code for a protein of 108 amino acids. Gene Ontology annotation, molecular function: peptidyl-prolyl cis-trans isomerase activity. The transcript is spliced from 4 exons. NCBI's taxonomy places the organism in Eukaryota, Metazoa, Chordata, Actinopteri, Cypriniformes, Cyprinidae. The record is from RefSeq and is a predicted model, not a curated record.